This is a messenger RNA of Penicillium brevicompactum, 1653 nucleotides long. RefSeq names its product autophagy-related protein 17. The record is from RefSeq and is a predicted model, not a curated record. NCBI's taxonomy places the organism in Eukaryota, Fungi, Ascomycota, Eurotiomycetes, Eurotiales, Aspergillaceae. The coding region runs from base 1 to 1653 and encodes 550 amino acids. Gene Ontology annotation, cellular component: phagophore assembly site; Atg1/ULK1 kinase complex. Gene Ontology annotation, molecular function: molecular adaptor activity; protein kinase activator activity. The transcript has a single exon. Gene Ontology annotation, biological process: autophagy of mitochondrion; activation of protein kinase activity; piecemeal microautophagy of the nucleus.
AUGGCGUCAUCCCAGUCCUCCUCCUCGUCUAUCCCCCUCGGGGCUGGACCGGAGAAUCAGAGUUCCCUUCCCCAGGUUGACACUCUAAUCUCCUAUCUAUUGGGGGCUAAACGAUCACUCACUUCCAUCAAUCAUGUUUGGCGAGCCAAUGAAAUAGUCACGGCCUCGCAUGCGGCCCUGGAGGAGAGUGUAACCGUGUGUUCCCGGACGGGUUUUCUGCGCCGAGGGCUCAAUAGUCAGCUCCGACUUCUUUACGACGUUCGAACCGAGGUCGAGCAGAUCUCAUACCGAGGUCGUGAUGAAUUCUCAAUAGCCUUGCAGGAUCUCGAUGCUGCGGAUGCUCGGCUCAAAAACACCCUGAACUUACUGCGUGAGACCAUUGUCCAUGCAUCAUUCAGACCCGGUGAUGAAGAAGAAAAAAGUCUACAUGACUUUGUUGAUGAGCGGGGAAUUGAGGAAUUACACGCCUCUCUGAAAGCCUCAAUCGACCGCACUAACACAGCACGAGCCGAGUUGGACAUCUCUAACCGUGAAUUCGAUGACGAGCUUGCAGCAACCAGGCAGUCGCUUCGUCACUUCCACACCGCCACCAAAUUGGCGUCAUCCCGUCUCUCGAUCACAUCUUCUUCUUCCUCUACGUCUGACUCCGGCCUGCUUACUUUGUCAUCAAUACCAGGCCAGAUCCAAUCAUUGGAGGCUCACGCUCAGGAGAUGGCCGUUCUUCUUGAAGCAUUGGUUCGGCAUUUUGAUCUCUGCGUGACCGCCGUAAAGCACACCGAUGGCGGAGGCGCAGUCGCACGGUCCAUCACCGGUGAUAUGCCCACAGGCGCUGACGGCAGCAACGACGGGAUGCCCAACAUUGGGGCAGAAAUCAACGCCCAUCUCAACGCUCCCCUCGAUCCAAUGACAGAUGCUGAAUACCAGGAAAUGGUGACUGUCUUGAUCAAGGAUGCCCCAGAGGCGGAGGAUGUCGUAAUUGAAAUCCAAGAUCGUAUCACUGAGAUGGAGUCUAUUUUUGAGCACGUGCAAACCCAUCGCGAUGUGCUACUGUCUAUUUCCAAGGCAACAAUCGAAGUUCACGGACACCUCUCUUCUCUCGCCUCCAAUGGCCUCCCUCGUUAUAUCUCUCAGGCACACAACUUCACCCGUGUAUGGCACGAGGAAAACGAUCGCAUUAACUCUGGCCUUGCAGAACUUUCUGACUUACAUUCUCUCUACGACGGGUUUCUCAAUGCCUAUGAUAGCCUCAUGCUCGAGGUAGCGCGCCGACGUCAUGUCCGACAACGCGUGGAAAAGGUGCUGAGAGAGACCAGGCAUAAGCUAGACUCGCUCCACAAUGAAGAUGCUGCUGCUCGUGAUGCUUUCCGUGUGGAGCAGGGUGAUUACCUCCCCUCGGACAUAUGGCCUGGAGUAGGCCUUGCGCCUAUGCAAGUACAGUUCCUACGGCUCGCAGGUGGACAUCUUGACGGUACCCCUGCCGCUGGAGAUGUGCCCGAGGAGGAGGAUCAUCACCCCGCCGGAGCCAAGGCCGGAUCUCCUGAAACCCAACUUCAGGACGAACACAUCCCCGAUCUGCCCAGAGACCUCAUAGAACAAGCUUAUGCUAGGAUCAAGGCGAGGAACAAGUCUGCUUCUCAGGCGCACGUACCGUGA